Molecule: messenger RNA, 2951 nt
Organism: Anopheles cruzii
Lineage: Eukaryota; Metazoa; Arthropoda; Insecta; Diptera; Culicidae
Gene: Dgkepsilon
Product: diacylglycerol kinase epsilon
Exons: 5
Coding region: 286-1950 (554 amino acids)
Molecular function (GO): ATP-dependent diacylglycerol kinase activity
Source: RefSeq, a predicted model, not a curated record
GAGUGAAAAGGUCCUCUUUUCCGCUUCCCCAUUUACACGGGUACGAGCCCGCACGUCGGGCUUCACUUCGUUACUUUCCGUUCUCGGGAAUGGAGCAAUUUUCGCACGGGUCGUAGUGAACGUAUUCUGUAUCCAUAGUCUCCGCCUUCGAAGCAUUCCGAGUUUUCGGUGGAGAAAGUGUGUCCGAAAAAAACAGGAACGGGAGAAGCACAGUACAUUCCUUAGCAACGCAGGGUUUGCGUGCGACAAGAGGAUCACGGGAAUCUAGCAACCCGGACCUGCUUGAUGCGCUCAUCGAUUCGUUCGCUCUUGUGGCAUCCUUCUGGCGGCGGCACGAUGCUGGAGUUCAGCUUCACACUCAUCGUCUCGGUGCUGCUCGGUCUCGGGUUGAUAUGGCUGGCCGGCCGCUACUUUCUUCGCGAAGAUGUCGUCUACAUUCCGGACAACUGCCGGCGGCAUGCCUGGAAGUCGAUGAAGCUUCUGUCGCGGGCCUGCGUUUGCUCCGUGUGUGACACUUCGAUGGCCUCGAAUGGUCAUUUCUGCGAGAGCUGCGGUGUCUGUUCGGAUAACGGGUGUGUCCGGAAAGCGGAUGAACGGUUUCUCUGUAAGCAACUGCGAAUCCGCUCCCGGGCGGACGAUGGCUCGCAGAGUAGGCACCUGUGGGUGAAGGGUAAUCUGCCGCUCGGAUCCGAGUGUACCGUUUGCUCGGAGGACAUCGACCAAACGAGUGAACUGGGUCUGUACGGCCAGCGGUGUUGCUGGUGUCAGCGGGUGACGCACGACAAAUGCUUCAGCGAACUCUCGACGACCCGGUGCGACUUUGGACGGUUCAAAGAGCUGAUUUUCCCACCCAAAUGCAUUCAAGCUUCGCGCAGUAAGGUUGCCCCGAAGGUGCACCUGACCGGGAUCGUUCCGCCGGAGUGGAAGGACAGCUGGCGACCGUUGAUCGUUGUCGCAAACUCAAAAUCGGGCAGUAGCGGUGCGGAUCAGGUCGUAGCUCUUAUGCGUGGAAUCUUGCACCCGCUGCAAGUGUUUGAGCUUGGCCAGCAUGGUCCACACGAAGCGCUCCAGUGGGCCAUCCACGCGGCUCCGACGCGUUGCCGUGUUUUGGUUGCCGGUGGCGAUGGUACCGUCGGUUGGGUGCUCAACACGAUCCUGCAAAUGAAGGUAGAACCACAUCCGGAGGUGGCCAUCCUUCCGCUCGGCACCGGCAACGAUCUUUCGCGCGUUCUUGGCUGGGGUGCCGAGGGACCGGACGAGUUCGAUCCGUACGAAAUUUUGACACGCAUUGCGGAGGCCGAAACGGUACAGCUGGACCGUUGGUUGGCCGAAAUCACUACCCACUCGACACUGGCACGGUUCCAUGUGCCUCGGUUCAACCAGCCGCGCCACUUCUACGUCUACAACUAUCUCAGCGUCGGUGUUGACGCUCUGGUGACUCUCAAGUUCCACAAAGCCCGCGAAAGCUCGUUCUACGUGUUCAGCAGUCGGUUCGUUAAUAAGUUUAUUUACCUCUUCUUCGGAACGCAUCAAGUGGUCCACCAGGACUGUGUGGAGCUGGAAAAGAGCCUCGAGCUCUAUCUGGACGAUGUACGGAUCGAUCUGCCGCAGCUACAGUCGGUGGUGGUACUAAACAUUGACUCCUGGGGUGCUGGCGUUAAGCUCUGGGAAAUGAGCAGAAACUCGCCGACACACAGCAUCAUGAAGGAAAUGCACAGCAUUUCCGAUGGCAUCCUCGAGGUGUUUGGUGUCGUGUCUUCGUUUCACAUCGCCCAGCUUCAGGUGGGGCUGAGCAAACCGGUUCGAUUGGGUCAAGCGAAGCGAGUGAAGAUUGUGCUCAAACGAACGCUUCCGAUGCAAGCUGAUGGUGAGCCGUGGAUGCAAUCGGCCUGUGAUAUCAACAUUCAGCACUACGGUCAGGCGACGAUGCUGAAGAACGUGAAAAAGUGAUCGAUUCGCGGCACAGUUUGUGCCUCUUCGCGUGUGGCGCCAACGCCAGUAACGUGUCCCAGUAAUAGAGCCAAAGCGAUUUAAUCUUCCUACAACAUAACGGCGUGGGUUUUGAGUGUAAGUUAGUUUUUUUUUCUUUUACGUUGUCGAUGUUCGAACUAGGAAUUGAAGAAUCGGUCGUUUCUCGGUCGAAUGCUCAUUUUAAAAUUGUAAUGCUCGGGAAAUCGGUUGGAAGGUGUGGAUCGCAAACAUUGGGCCGGUUGGCCCUUUUAGCUCACCGAUAGGCUAAGCGUUAGUACCGUCGUCGGUCCUAUAUUUCAAAUUCUAAAUGUAAUUUGUAACUGUUGUAACCCUUUGAUCUUUCUUCCAACAAUCCUCUCCCUGGGGAUCUGUUCCUAUAAUAUGCAUUUUUCUUCCUGAAUAGCGCGAUGGCAAGCAAUACUCUGUCGCUUAACUUGAUCUCACUGUAAGGGACUAACACAAGCAAUCUUUCGCACUUUCUAAUGACAUGUUUUACCAUAUUUACAAUACGUGUAAUAGCUAGUAAGGUUCAAUUAAAUUGCCAGAAGACGGAAAUGAUCUGUCGGAUCAGCACCAUCAGGCCUUUUACUGGCCUGGUUGAUUAAACCGGUUCAACGUUGACAUGGACUUUGCGCACCUCUGACGCGACGUAAGAUCGAAGUAGCAUUUGCUGAUCGCAAAGAUUGCAGGCGAACAUAUUUACAAACAUACAGCAACGUGCACGACACACACGGUCAACUAGAUCGAACCACUCACGAAUGCGAUGCAAGUCGAGCGCAUCAUUACAUUGCCAACCGCGAAUGGCUUUACUUACAAAAACCCAACCACGAAAGAUUAUGUAAAAUUUAUUUAACAUUCUACUUAGACAGUAAUGUACACGGGGAGGGGACGUGUGGAUUGAUAAAUAAAUGCACCGUGCAGCAAGCGCAUCGUAACAGCAGCAGCGGCCGCAGCAAUGCGCACACCGUAAUAAAUUAUAC